AUGAGCACACUUGUUCGCAACACCACCCUCACCUUCAGCCGCAGACGCAGAUACGAGAUUCUGGGUCUGCAGGGCAAAGACAAGAUGCUCAAAUCCAUCAGCUACAGACGCAGAAGGGCCAAGCAAAGACAAAUCUUUCUCACUACCUACAAGCUAUCUUCCUUGGACAGUAACACUUUUGUGGAGCCACAAAAGCCUAAGCUAAAGCUGAAGAAGGUUGCUAUUAAGGUCAAGAAGAUUAUGGCCUCGGUUUUGAUGUUCAUGCGAGUUGGUUCUGUCAGGUCCUGCGGUUCUAGUUCUGCUAUUUCUGAUGCAUCUUCGCCAGUACCUAAUAGGAAGAACUUUUGA
Messenger RNA from Sphenostylis stenocarpa, 348 nucleotides. NCBI's taxonomy places the organism in Eukaryota, Viridiplantae, Streptophyta, Magnoliopsida, Fabales, Fabaceae. The record is from the annotation of a GenBank genome assembly.